AUGGAAAGCUUAACCAACCUCAAAAGCCUAUCUUUGUCGAGUGGCAGAUUAAAGAUGAUACCGACGGGGACUUUGUAUACACUCACACAUCUUCAGCAGCUCAAGUUGCCAUAUGAUUUUGAAGUACCAAUAGAAGAAGUUAAGGCAUUGAAACAGUUGGAAGUACUUCAUUGCAGGUUAAAUAGCGUACGUGAUCUCAAUCGGUUAAUCAACUCACGACAAAGUGACAAGCAAUUCCUUUCCUACAAUAUUACAUUAAGUUCUCGAGAAAUCUACCCACCAUUACAGUUCAAUUUACAAUGUAAAUAUUUAACUUUUGGAGAAGGGAGUCUCGUGGAAUCCUCUUUAGACACGGAUGGGAAGAUGCUGCCACAAGAUAUUGAGAAUUUAUUCUUUGUACGCAGUGGCUUGAGGGGUUGCUUAUUAGAAGAAUGUCCAAUUCCGAAUUCUGUUAGAGAAUGCAAAAUAUUUGAGGAGGAUAAAAUAGAGUGCAUUAUGAGGUUAGAGGAAGAAUUUAGUUGGGUCCCAUUCCAAAGCCUUGAAAGUUUGACGCUGAGUGGCUUGCCAAAUUUAAUUGGUCUCUUCAAGUGGGAAGCAGUUGUACCUCUUCCACCCGGCACAUUUUCCUGUCUCUCAGAGUUGAGUAUUUAUCGUUGUGGUAAAAUCAAGAAGCUUUUCCCUCAGAGUUUGGUACAUAAUUUCCGUAACCUCGAAUUAUUGUUUCUCGAAGACUGUCUACAAAUGGAGGAGAUAAUAGAAGAUGACAAUAAUGAAGGAGCUGAUAUCACAUUGCCAAUGUUAAAGAAAUUGACUCUGAGGCAUCUGCCACAAGUAAAGAGCAUCUGCAAAGGAAAGAUGAUUUGCGAUUCCAUUGAAGAAAUUCAUUUGAGGGGAACUAAAAAUAUAAAGAAAUUGCCUUUAUAUUUACCGUUUCUCCAUGGACAACGAUCUCCUCCCCCACGUCUUAGAACAAUCAAGAUAGGAGCAGGAGGAGAUAAAGAAUGGUGGGAAUCAUUGGAUGCCAACAAUGUCCUUCAACCAGUAGUUCAAUAUUGUUGA
This is a messenger RNA of Fraxinus pennsylvanica, 1059 nucleotides long. Lineage: Eukaryota; Viridiplantae; Streptophyta; Magnoliopsida; Lamiales; Oleaceae. The record is from the annotation of a GenBank genome assembly.